Coniosporium apollinis CBS 100218 is the source of this 783-nucleotide messenger RNA. RefSeq lists its product as uncharacterized. Lineage: Eukaryota; Fungi; Ascomycota; Dothideomycetes. The record is from RefSeq and is a predicted model, not a curated record. Gene Ontology annotation, molecular function: oxidoreductase activity. The coding region runs from base 1 to 783 and encodes 260 amino acids. The transcript is spliced from 2 exons.
AUGGCAGACCAGCAGAAAUACAGUGGCAAACUUCGCGACGCGCAUGUCCUCAUUAUUGGCGGCUCUUCCGGUCUCGGUCUCGGCAUCGCUGAAGCCUGCCUCGAGCAUGGCGCGAGAGUGACAAUCUCAUCCUCUCAAUCGGCGAGGGUGCAAGAUGCUGUCGCAAAACUGCAGAAUGCGUACCCGUCCGCUGCAUCGAAAGUUGCAGGUGAGACUUGCGAUCUUGGAGAUGAAUCCACGAUCGAAAAGGAGGUGAAGAGACUGUUUGAAAAUGCUGGGAAGGUCGACCACGUCGUUUAUACGGCGGGAGAUAAGUUAGCGGUAAUGCCGUUGGGUGAGAUUACGAUUGAAAAGGCGAAGCAAGCUGGCAUGGUCCGCUUCUUCGGUCCGCUCAUCGUCGCUCGCCAUGCUAGCGAACACCUCACUCCCGGACCUCGCAGUUCCUUCACCUUGACGAACAGCUCCCUCUCUGAGAAGCCUAUGCUCAAUUGGACUGUCGUUGCCGCUUUUGGUGGCGGCAUCAGCAGCAUGACGCGAAACCUGGCGCUCGACAUGGCACCUAUCAGGGUUAAUACCGUGAGCCCUGCAGCAGUAGAUACUGAGUUGUGGUCAGACAUCCCUGAGGAUCAGAAGAACGGAUGGUUUGAACAGUUGGCCAGCGCAACGACUACGGGGAGGGUAGGACAAGUAGGGGAUGUAGUUGAGGCGUAUCUGUAUGCGAUGAAGGAUACAAAUUUGAGUGGCAGUAUUUUGAGUACCAACGGAGGGUUUUUGUUACGGUAA